Messenger RNA from Sturnus vulgaris (Common starling), 570 nucleotides. The record is from RefSeq and is a predicted model, not a curated record. NCBI's taxonomy places the organism in Eukaryota, Metazoa, Chordata, Aves, Passeriformes, Sturnidae.
AUGGCCUACGUGCUGCCCAAGCUGUACGUGAAGCUCCAUUACUGCGUGAGCUGCGCCAUCCACAGCAAGGUGGUUCGGAACCGUUCCCGGGAGGCCCGCAAGGACCGGACCCCCCCGCCCCGCUUCCGCCCGGCUCUGCUGCCGCUGCUGCUGCUCCGCGCCCCCGCGCCCGGCUCCGCGCAGGCAGUGUGCGCGGGGACGCUGAACGGGCUGAGCGUGACCGGGGACGCGCAGCACCAGUACCAGACCCUGCACAAGAUGUACAACAACUGCGAGAUCGUCAUGGGCAACCUGGAGAUCGUCCUCAUCGACCACACCCAGGACCUCUCCUUCCUCCAGACCAUCCGGGAGGUCACGGGCUACAUCCUGAUCGCCAUGAACGUGUUCGCGGCGCUGCCGCUGCAGAACCUGCGCGUGAUCCGCGGCACGCAGUUCUACGAGGAUCGCUUCGCGCUCUUCGUGCUGCUCAACUACAACCCCAACGCCACCCACGCCCUGCGACAGCUGCGCCUCCACCGGCUCACGGUGGGGAGGGUCCCCAAGAUCUCCAUCCCCUCCCUGUGCUCCUGA